GCGUUAUCAGACAUAACAUCGUUUUAAUUUUAAAAAAUUAUUCAAUUUUAGAACUUUCUGUAGAGGCUUAUUAUUAUUUUUGAAAUUUUCUACAUAAGUGAAUUGCAAAAAGUGCACAGCACUACUUGUGCAAUGCCGUCUCACAUGAAUUGCUGUUUUAACAAAUGUACCAAUUCUAGUAGAAGUACUCAAAAUCUCUCGUUUCACAAGUUCCCAACAAAUGAAAGUUUGUGUAAACAAUGGGUUGAAUUAUGCCAAAAUGACAAAGUCAUACAGAAAUUUAAAAACCACGGUUCUAGCCAGGUUUCUAAAAGCUUUAGAAUAUGUUCUGAACACUUUAAAAGAGAAGAUUACGUUUUGUGGACUACAAAAAAAAAAGUAUUGCAUAAAGGAUCAAUUCCAUUAGGACACAGUAUAAGUCCAAAAACAACACAUGCAACUAUUGCUACUUGGAGUGAAAUGAUUACUGAAGAUGGUGAAUCAGUUGCUAAUAAUGCAAGCUGGAGUCCACAAGCUACUCAAAGUUUUGAUAUAACUGGGCAAGUACCUGAACAGGGUAAGUAAAUGAGACUAGUUGCACUCUAGCUAGAGUAUUAAAAAUACUCUUCAAUUAAGAAGACCAGAUAAUAUUAAAUUACUUGUUUAAAAAUAAAUUAGUGACUCUUGGUGAAUGUUAAUCUACUAAGUUAUAAACAUUAUACUGUA
This is a messenger RNA of Daktulosphaira vitifoliae (grape phylloxera), 705 nucleotides long. Its product is annotated as 52 kDa repressor of the inhibitor of the protein kinase-like. The coding region runs from base 133 to 564 and encodes 143 amino acids. Gene Ontology annotation, molecular function: sequence-specific DNA binding. The transcript has 5 exons. The record is from RefSeq and is a predicted model, not a curated record. NCBI's taxonomy places the organism in Eukaryota, Metazoa, Arthropoda, Insecta, Hemiptera, Phylloxeridae.